Messenger RNA from Papaver somniferum (opium poppy), 880 nucleotides. RefSeq names its product F-box/kelch-repeat protein OR23-like. The coding region runs from base 67 to 405 and encodes 112 amino acids. Gene Ontology annotation, molecular function: protein binding. Lineage: Eukaryota; Viridiplantae; Streptophyta; Magnoliopsida; Ranunculales; Papaveraceae. The record is from RefSeq and is a predicted model, not a curated record. The transcript is spliced from 2 exons.
GUUUGCUUGUAUUGGAAUCCUAAGUGAGGUGAAAUUCUGGUUGCUGGUGGUGGGACAAGGCAUGCUAUGUUUGGUGCUGCUGGGAGUUGGAUGAAUUCAGUGGAGUGUUAUAAUGUUGAGAAGGAUGAGUGUAUUGCUUUGGAUGGGUUACCUAGAUGUCGUGCUGGAUGUGUUGUUUUUUUGGCCGGAAAGGGAGAAGAACUGGAGUUCCAGGUUAUUGGUGGAUAUGGUGAAUCUAGAACUGUUUCUGGAAUUUUUCAUGUGGAUGAAUAUUAUGGAGAUGGAGUAAUCUUAGAAUUGAAGAAUUUCGGGAAACUUGGAAAUAUUGCUGUUGUGGAUGGUGAUAUGCCAAUGGUUUUCAUGCUUGCAUUUUCAGAUAUGAUAGUUCUUCAAAUAGAUGGGUGAAAGAGUCUAGCGUACCAAGGAAAUACCAAAUUGACUCGUGUUUGCGAUUUGCUGCAUUAGAUGGAGAAGUGCAUGUUAUGUCCUCAUUGAAGUCAUUGGAACCCCCAAAAAACCGAAGGCAACGUCACCACAAGAAAUGUGCAACACUUUUCAUUCAAACUUACGGCCGUAAGAAGAGAAUGGAGAUCUCUGACAACAAAGACACCUUUCCAAUCCUCCUUGGACUUCAAUACAGGAGUAGUGUGUAAAAUCCAACUCUACCACCUACCACAUCUCACUCAUUUAGCUGCCAGUAUUUACAGCAGUCAUAAACCUUUGGUCUUAAUCAGCAAUUAAUCUAGAUUUGUUCAUGAAUUGUGUAGCUCCCAUUAAUCUUGUGUUCAUCUUGCUAUUGUUAUCGUCAAUUUACAGAAUAUGUUAAAUAGAUCCAGUCACUAGAAUGCUAGUACAUACAUAAUAUUAUAUUUUCUCUGUA